This is a messenger RNA of Cooperia oncophora, 345 nucleotides long. The record is from the annotation of a GenBank genome assembly. Lineage: Eukaryota; Metazoa; Nematoda; Chromadorea; Rhabditida; Trichostrongylidae.
AUGUUGCAGGCCUACCUCUGUACUGACGAUCAAGUGAUCUUCUACGAAAGGUGCGGAUACAAGAAGUGCGACCCCAUUCUCCACUCUACAACAGCUACAUCCGUGUUUCCUGUGCCAAAUCUCAAGGACCCGCAACUACCAGAUAACCGAAGUCAACAUCGACGAGACAACCCUGUGCAAGAACGCGACAAUGCAGAAACUUUGGAACAGCCAAAAUCACCUCCAUCACCACCAGCUCCGCCCAUGCCGGUGCCACCACCGCCUCCUGUUCCGGUGAAGAAAACACCAUUGGCCCCAGUAUCGAUUGCAGAUCAUCAGUAUAUGUGGAAGAAGUUGGUUGAGUAA